UCGAAUCUCGUCGCUCUCGGACCGCUCAUCGGAUUCGAUCGACCCUCGCGACGCGCGCGCACCUCGCCGCCGCGCCCUGACCGCGCGCUCUCCCGUCCAUCGCAUCGCCCGCGCGACCGACAGUCACGAAGGCCUCCACCGCGGCGGCGCCGGCAAGGGCGGAUGGGGCGUGCCCGGCGAGGAGGCCGAGGUCACCCUCGGCGACGUCGCCUCCGCCGAGGAGGAGCGCGAGGAGGUCGUCGCCCGCGACGAGGACGACGAGCGCGCCAAGGCGGAGAAGCCCGAGUUCUCCGCGAAGAUCGACGACGACGACGCGUUUCCGAUCCUCGGUGGGAAGUGAGCGGCGUUUCGCGGCGUUCCGCGUCGAAGAAUCACUGGCUGGACCAUUUAAUAAUCCCACCACCGUCGCUGAUCCCGCUCUCAUCGCUCGCCCCCGACCAAUCUAAAGCGCGCGCGCUAGCUAUCGACGCGACGCGGCGCGCUCCCUACGCGACGUACUUCCGCGCCGCGCCCCCGAUCGACCGUCCCGAGUCGCUCCGUCUGCUCAGCGCGCCCCCCGACCUUCGACCUCCGCCGUCGUCGCCGCCGCCGCCGUCGCCCGCGUCGCUCGCGUCUCGGCGGUCCACCUCGCCGGGGUGCGCCUUCCAUACGAGUGAUGAUAUCGGGGUGGAGUUGAAAGGCGUCAGAAGCGGAGUUGAAAGGCGUCGAGGUGUGUCGGGAUUGAAACCGUGGCGUGGGCGGAGAGAUGCGACGGCAAAAGUCCUCAAGGAUCGGCUUUCACAUCGCCGACGCGGUCGUACGGGGACCGGUGUGAAACGAGAACGUACCCCGCCACCGCCUCCGCCGCCCAUGACGGAUUUCCCGCUGCCGCCGCCCCGGAGCUGCUUCCGCGAUCGCCGCGUGCCUUCGCCGACGCCGCCGCGCGCGCCGAGCGCAGAAGCGCGGCGCGUCGGUCCAGCCGCGAACGUCCCGCGGCCGCCGCCGCCGUCUCGGUCACUUUUCCCCUCCUCCGCCGCCGCCGCCCUCGCGGCGGCCUCUCGCUUCUCCCGCACCGCCUUCGCGGCCCAGCUCGUGGCGCUCGCGGUCUUCGCGUCCCUCUUCGCCAUCUUCUCGUCCCGCAGCGCGUUCAGAACAGCCUCGAACGACAGCUGUCCGGGCGGCGUGGAGUUCAAAGGCGUCAGUUGGCGUUGA
This is a messenger RNA of Micromonas pusilla CCMP1545, 1191 nucleotides long. RefSeq lists its product as uncharacterized. The transcript has a single exon. The coding region runs from base 163 to 1191 and encodes 342 amino acids. NCBI's taxonomy places the organism in Eukaryota, Viridiplantae, Chlorophyta, Mamiellophyceae, Mamiellales, Mamiellaceae. The record is from RefSeq and is a predicted model, not a curated record.